AUGCCCGAUAUCUUCACGGUGCUGACAUGUGCAUAUGCAUUGAUUUGUCCUUCAACUCUGGCAGCCUUGAGUAUUCCUCUGGCCAACGACUUGCUUCGAAAAGAAAAAGUUAUCGAAGUUUCCAACAACAUUCAUAACGUUGAUCGACAAUACCUCGUGGGAACUACGCUCUAUCCGCAGAACCCAGGACCCACGGAAAAAAAUUCAUCGCUAUACUCUUCGAUAUUGGCCUCCCAGGUAGGAGCUUUAUCUGCUUUCGAAAACCAAAAUCAAUCGAUAAUCGAGAAUACACUGCGGUCGUUAGGCCCGUACAAAUCACUGGAGAGUUUCAAGGCGGCCUAUGACGCCCUUCAAAGUGCUGAAUUGAUCAAUAUACCUCAAGCCUUUGACAAUAGCGACAAGAAUUUUGGAGCCAUACGUUUGGGUAUUCGCGGCUACAACCUCAAAUUGGUGAACUUGAACGAGUGGUCAGAACCUCUCAACUGUCUUUCGGACUCGUUGGUUCGUGAAGUGUGUUGCGAAAGCACCAUCAAUACUGCAAUCUUAAACCACAAAGUAUUUGUACAGGAUUUUUCGACUAUGGGGCAAUACACGGAUUUAAACACGACAAAAUCGAAGUACGCGCCCAAUGUCGUUGGUUUUUUCUGUAACAACAUUGAAACCGGUGUACUACUGCCUUUGGCCAUCAAAAUCGUUGAUUCGGGUCUAACGUACACAAAAGAAGACUCGGCAGGGGAGUGGCAACUGGCAAAGAUGGCACUAGAUGCGACAGAACUCAACUAUCUGCAAAUCAUACACUUUGUGGAAGUGCAUGUGGUGUCGAUCCCGAUCCAGAUUGAGCUGAUGCGUAGCAUGGCGGAAACCCACCCGAUUUACGCUCUACUGAACUACCAUUUCUUUGGCAACAUAGGUCUUGAAUUCCUCAGCGUUUUGGUCCUUUUUUCGGUUGAUUCACCGUUUGAUCGGUCGGUGGCGUUCGGAGCAAGUGGCUCCGUGCGUGCUGCUUACGACGAACUACAAAAGUUGUCAAUAACAGACGAUUUUCCCUCUGAUAUCGCAAAGAACGGGCUCGAGUACUUGCCAAACCACCGCUACGUCAAGCAUGGCGCGACGUACUACUCCAUUAUCAAGACCUUUGUUACUAAGUACAUAAAAGCGUACUACGAUUCAGAAGAUGCUAUUCAAAGCGAUAUGGAGUUACAGACUUGGGCAGUCCGAGCGUCUAUUGUCUGGGGCGUCAACGACUUUCCUUUGGCCUUCAAGGGCUAUGAAGACCUCAUCAAACUCGUUACCAAUCUGGUGUUUCGAAACGCCGUGAAACAUCAUUUCAUGAACGGCAGAGUAACUUGGCACAGCCAAGCGGCUCCAUUCAGUACACCAGCACUGUACAAUACACCACUGCCAACUAGAAAAGGGGUGAAAGUCGACCCGUUUGAUUAUGUCAUUACAUCCGACCUAUUCCCGGCGCUGUCUGCCGUGGCAGCACAGUUCUAUCGUCCGAUUCCACUGGCCCAAUCAGUGCUGAGUGCCUACACUACUCCUCCAUUCUCCAGCGAGACCAUUCUGAAAGGUGCCAUCGCCCAAUUCCACCAAUCUAUGGUAACCUUGGAAAAUACGCUAAACUCAGCCAAGCCGAAGGGGAACUAUCUGGACAUGUAUGUCAAGCCAUCUUUCAUGCCGUGGUUCUCGUACAUCUAA
Molecule: messenger RNA, 1698 nt
Organism: Peronospora belbahrii
Lineage: Eukaryota; Oomycota; Peronosporomycetes; Peronosporales; Peronosporaceae
Source: the annotation of a GenBank genome assembly